Molecule: messenger RNA, 2417 nt
Organism: Pipra filicauda (Wire-tailed manakin)
Lineage: Eukaryota; Metazoa; Chordata; Aves; Passeriformes; Pipridae
Product: beta-1,4 N-acetylgalactosaminyltransferase 1
Exons: 5
Biological process (GO): ganglioside biosynthetic process
Source: RefSeq, a predicted model, not a curated record
CCCCUCCCUCGCCCCCCUCCCCGCGUUGCCCCCCCCCCCCGCAGCCCCCGCGGUGCCCCCCGGUGCCCCCCCAGCCCCCCCUUGCCCUGCAGUGCAGUUCUCCACCGACGGUCACUCCGCCGCCUUCUCCAUCCGCAUCCGGCACCCGCCCACCCCCCGCCUGUACGGCCCGGCCGGGACCCCCGGGGACGGCGACGGGGACGGGGACGGGGACAGUGAGAGCGCCGGGGACAGCGCCGGGGACGGGGGGUACAACAUCUCGGCGCUGGUGACCGUGGCCACCAAGACGUUCCUGCGCUACGACAAACUGCGCGGGCUGAUCGCCAGCAUCCGCCGCUUCUACCCCUCCGUCACCAUCGUGGUGGCCGACGACAGCCAGCGCCCCGAGCCCCUGUCCGGGCCACACCUCGAGCACUACCUCAUGCCCUUCGGCAAGGGCUGGUUCGCCGGGAGGAACCUGGCGGUGUCGCAGGUCACCACCAAGUACGUGCUGUGGGUGGACGACGAUUUCAUCUUCACCCCCCGCACGCGGCUCGAGAAGCUCGUGGACGUGCUGGAGAGAACCAGCCUGGACCUGGUGGGGGGCGCGGUGCGGGAGAUCACGGGUUACACCACCACGUACCGGCAGCGGCUCAGCGUGCGGGGGGGCGGCGCGGGGGGCGACUGCCUGCGGACCCGGCCCGGCUUCCACCACCGCCUCGCCGGCUUCCCCGCCUGCGUCGUCACCGACGGCGUCGUCAACUUCUUCCUGGCCCGCACCGACAAGGUUCGCCAGGUGGGCUUCGACCCCCGCCUGCGCCGCGUGGCUCAUCUCGAGUUCUUCAUCGACGGGCUGGGGGUGCUGCACGUGGGCUCCUGCGAGGACGUGGUGGUGGACCACGCGUCCAAGCUGGCGCUGCCCUGGCGGCGCUCGGAGGGCGAGCGCCAGUACAACCGGUACCGGUACCCGGCGGCGCGGGACGACAGCCUGAGGCUCAAACAGCGCCUCUUCUUCUUCAAGAACCGCUUCAAGUGCAUGGCCGGGGACUGACACGACCACCGGCACGGCCACCGGCACGGCCACCGGCACGGCCACCGCCCGGGGGAGGCUGACGGUGAGGUGACAUGGGGACACCCCCAAGGGACACCCCACGGGCCACCCCCGGAGCACCUGCUGGGCCGCUGGCACCGGAGUGGCCCCCGAGUGGCCCCCGGGCUGUCACACCCCAUGGGUCACCCCCAGAGUGGCAUCACUGCCACGGACACUCCAUGGGCCACCACCCUGGCCACCGGCCCGGCCACCGCCCAGGGGGUGCUGACAGUGACACAGGGACACCCCCAAGGGACACCCCCAAGGGACACCCCCUGGGCCACCGUCGCCAGCCACCCCCGGAGCACCCGCUGGGCCGCUGGCACCAGGGUGGCCCCCCGGCUGUCACACCCCGUGGGUCACCCCCAGUGGCAUCACCACCACGGACACUCCGUGGGCCACCACCACUGGCCACUGCUGGGGUCCCACAGGGCCACUGAGGGUGGGAUGACACAGGGUCACUGCUCCUGGACAACCCCGUGGGCCACCACUGCCCUCGGGGUGGCCACAGGGCUGCUGACACCUGGGUGACCCCCGGGUGGCCCCUGGCCUGUCACACCCCGUGGGUCACCCCCAGAGUGGCCACCCCCCCGUGGGACACCUCGAGGGUCACCACCCCCAGGCCACCACCGUGGGCCACCACCCCUGACUGUCCCCGGGGCACCCACGGGACACCCCCAGGGCCACUGACCCCCCCGUGGGCUACCCCCAGGGCUGCCAUUGCUGGCCACCUCCAGGGCCUUCCCCAGGGCCACCCCCCUGGAGCACCCCUGGGGCCACCUCCAGGGCCACCCCCACCCAGGGCCACCUCCGGGGCCACCUCCAGGGCCACCGCCAUCGGCUGCUCCCGGGGGUGCCAGGGGGGCACCGACACUGGCCCCACCCCCAGGGCCACCCCCGGGGCCACCCCCACCACGGGCCACCUCCAGGGCCUUCCCCAGGGCCGCCCCCCCUGGAGCCCCCCCGGGCCACUGCCAUGGGCCACCACCCAGUGCCACCCCCAGGGCCACGCCGGGGUCCCUGGAGCCCCCCCGCCCCCCCCCCCGCGGUGUUUUUAGCUCUUUUGUACUUUGGGGGGUGGGGGGCGGUGUUGGGGUCCCCCCCCGGGGGUCGGGUCCCCCCUCCCCUGACUGUCCCCCCCUCCCCCCCGGUUUUCUAUUGUACAGCCCCUCCCCCCGCGCUGCCCACGGGAUUUUUGUGCCAAGUCUCGGCCCCUCCCCCCGGGACCCCCCCGGGACCCCCCCGGGACCCCCCGGGCCUGUUGGGGAAGAGGUUGGGGGAGGGGCUGCCCCCCCUGCCCCCCGCCCUUUUCUACCCAAUGGAUGGUGAGAUUUUAACCAGCCUGAAA